Molecule: messenger RNA, 1350 nt
Organism: Mesorhabditis spiculigera
Lineage: Eukaryota; Metazoa; Nematoda; Chromadorea; Rhabditida; Rhabditidae
Source: the annotation of a GenBank genome assembly
UGCCUCGUUUCCGUGGUCACCAUCGUCGUCGCGCUCGCAUUCUGCCUUGUCGGCACGGAUGAGCAGACCGAACCCACCGUCGCCAAGAAGGUCUGGUCAACAACAAGGCAAACGAUAAGAAGAUAUGCUCGCAGCAAAGCCGAGCCGUCGAAAAUCGAGAUCAAAAUAGCGAAUAUCGAUUUGUCGGAUGAGGAGGAGAGCACUCGUCUUCUUCGAUUGGCCAUGCUUUCGAGAGCGGUCAUCGCCAGCGCUCUGCUAGCGGUCGUUUUGGGUGGUUGGGGAGAUCCGUUGCGGGACCUCGGCGUUCCGAACUAUGACUGUGGAGCGGAUUUGAUGAAGCCGAGCGCAAAGAUCCCCACAAAUGUCAACUCUGUUCGUCCUGGUGACAUCAAGGUGGUGAUGGCGCUCGGGGAUUCGAUUACGGCAGCAAAUGGCGCUGGUGCCGAAGAUCCUCUAGCCGUCGUCCUCCAGUAUCGUGGUCUAGCCUUCAUGGCGGGCGGGGACAAGUCGCUCGAGCAGCACGUCACUAUACCAAACAUCCUAAAGAAGUACAACCCCAAACUGUACGGAUAUUCGCUCGGAAUUGGUGGUCAAAUGGUGUGGGAGGUCGCCCAGUUCAACUUGGCCUAUCCCGGGGCAAACGCCAAGGAUCUACCGGAUCAGGCCAAGGAUUUGGUGGCCAGGAUGAAGGCACAUUCUGAUGCCAUCGACAUGGCAAAUGACUGGAAAUUGCUGAACAUCUUCAUUGGUGGAAAUGACAUUUGCGGGCUUUGCAGGCAUCCGGACUACGCUCCGUCAAACUGCGUAGCCGAGAUUCGUCAGGCCGUCCAGUACAUCCAGGAUAACGUCCCAAGGGUGAUAGUUAACCUGAUGUCAAUGCUGCAUCUCGAACUCCUCCGCCAGGUCGACACCGGAAAUAUGUUCUGCUUGGCGUUGCAUACCGAUGAAUGCGGCUGUGAGCAGAACAAGAACUUCACGGAUGCAAUGAUUUCGGCCGCUUGUACAGAAUAUCAACAGCUAGAGACUAAACUACAGGAUGACGGCAUCUUCGAGAAAGACGAUUUCACAUAUGUCGUCCAGCCAUUCGCUAAUGAGAUCAUCCACCCGCCCAGUUAUCCGAACGGCACUGUGGAUUCGGACUUCUUCUGCCCCGACUGUUUCCACUUUUCUCAAUAUGGCCAUGCCGUCACAGCCACCUGGGUUUGGAAGAACAUGCUCGAGCCGGUAGGCAAAAAAACGACGAAGGGCGACUUCUCCGGACCCGCGCUGCCGUUGUCAUGCCCUGACCCUAAAUGCCCCUUCAUCCGAACACCCAAGAAUUCCGCCGACUGCUCCAAAUACAUGACAGAA